GAGAGGAUUACCACACUGAAAAUAGUGCGAUUGGCAAGCGAAAUCGCAUCCCGAUACCUUACCUAGAUUUUCGCACGACGUUUCCAGCGUUUAUCAUCGAUGAUUUUCCCCGGUUGUCCAAUGGAUUAUUGCUGAUUUGCACCACGGUGACCCAGGAACAUCGCGAUUAGUUGGAGACAUCAGCCCAAGAUCUGAAAGUGAGAUCACUCGAGAGGAUCGCUGUCACCGUGGACGGAGAUGAAGACACUAAAGGAGCCCCCGUACCUGACCGUGGGCACUGACGUGAGUGCCAAAUACAGAGGGGCGUUCUGUGAAGCCAAGAUAAAGACUGCCAAGAGACUGGUCAAGGCGAAGGUCACCUUCAAACCCGAUUCGUCCACUGCCGAGGUGCACGAUGAACACAUCAGAGGAGUUCUCAAGGUGGGCGCUGUGGUUGAAGCAAAGAACCAGGAUGGAAUCUACCAGGAGGCGACCAUCAACAAACUUACAGACGCUAGUUUGUACACCGUCGUGUUUGAUGACGGUGAUGAGAAGACCCUCAGGCGUUCAUCUCUCUGUCUGAAAGGAGCGCGACACUUCGCUGAGAGUGAGACUCUCGACCGGCUUCCUCUUACAAACCCUGAACACUUCGGCACACCUGUCAUCGGCAAAAAAGGAAGCCGUGGAGGCAGACGGUCCAAUCCUAUUCAAGAGGAAGAGUCGUCAUCUUCAUCCAGUGAGGAGGAGGAGGGUGAUCAGCAACAGAACGAAGAACUUUAUGGCAAGGUGGUGUGUGUGGAAGGAGUCGUCACUAGCGAUAAAAAGAAAACCACAUGGUACCCUGCGCUGGUCAUCUCUCCAGACUGUCAUGAAGAUGUGACGUUGAAGAAAGACAACGUUUUUGUACGCUCCUUCAAAGAUGGAAAAUUUUACACGGUUUUGCGAAAAGACAUCAGAGAGCUGGAUGAAGAGAAAGCUCCUAAAGCAGAUGCAGGACUCAAACCAGCGUUAGAUGCAGCGUGGGAGUUCCAGCGCGCUGGUACCGUGCCCAACACAUGGAGGACGGAGGUGAAGGACGAAAGCUCCAGCAGUGAGGAAGAUGAUGAGGAAGAUGAGGAAGAACAGGAGGAAGAGGGCAGCAGCGAGGAGGAAGAGGAGGAGGUGGAGCCGUUCCCAGAGGAGAGAGAGAACUUCCUGCAACAGCUUUACAAAUUUAUGGAGGAUAGAGGAACUCCUAUAAAUAAAAAGCCUGUGCUGGGCUACAGGAAUCUGAAUCUAUUUAAACUCUAUAGGCUGGUGCAUAAGCUCGGCGGAUUUGACAAUAUUGAGAGUGGAUCCGUGUGGAAACAGGUGUAUCAGGAUCUGGGCAUCCCCGUGCUGAACUCUGCUGCUGGAUACAACGUCAAAUGUGCCUACAGAAAGUACCUGUAUGGCUUUGAGGACUACUGCACUUCCACGGGAAUCACAUUCCGCAUGGAUUUGCCAUAUAAGACAGGUGAGAAGACGGGCUCUAAGACUGAGGUGAAUGCAGAGGUAACAGCCAGCGUUGGUGACAGUAUCUCUUUAAGCACAGCCAGCACAGAAGACCAGAAACCCCUCAAAGAACCUGAAACCUCCGACACACAGCAUGCGGUCAAGGAGGAGAAGACCGAAGCUACACCACAAUGUGAAGAUAAAGUGGACAUCAACAGUGUAGAUGAGGAAGAUGAUAACCACGCUGAUGAAGAUGAGAAUGAUACAAAUGAAGAUGCCCAAAAACCCAAGGCCAAAGAGAGCGACCUGACAGCAGAGAGUACGCUGACAGAGAACGUGAAGGAGGAACCUUGUGAAGAACCGGACAACAAAGAUCCGUCAGGGGAUGACAGCAGUCAGGAGUGGGAGGAAGGGGAGGAGUUUGAGUGUUACCCUCCUGGGAUGAAGGUGCAGGUGAGGUAUGGGCGAGGCCGCAAUCAGAAGACGUACGAAGCCACUGUGAAAGAGUCAGACCUGGAGGGGGGAGAGGUGCUCUACCUGGUGCACUACUGUGGCUGGAAUGUCAGGUAUGACGAGUGGAUCAAAGCUGACAAAAUUGUCAGACCAGCUAACAAGAAUGUCCCCAAAAUAAAGCAUCGCAAAAAAAUAAAGAAUAAAGCAGAACGAGAGAGAGACCGAAUAGGGAGACUGACAGACAGAGAGGAUCUUCCUCCCUCCAAAAAUCGCAUCAGUAGAUUGUCUAAACCCAACUCUGGCCAUGAUGUUUUCUCAAAGAUGGAGGAGUGUGGCGAAAACAGGGGCCAGCAGACACCAAUCAAGCCCAUAGAAAUCACAUCCAUUCUCAACGGUCUCCCAGCAUCUGAGAGCUCUUCAGAUGACAGUGAACGAGAGGAGGACGGUGAAGCUGAUCACGAUGAAGAGGAUCAUCCAAGUGGACGAUCAAGUCUUCGGAAAGGAGCUCCUCCAGAGCACUCACAUUCACCACAGCACUGGGAAAGUGGAAGCCCAUCGGAGGGCUUCAAAGCACCAUCAGUUGUGGACAACACCCAGGAACUGAACCCCCAGGACAGCCCAGAACCAGGCAAGAGGAAGGGGCAAUUUGAGGUUGAGGUGGAAGGCUCCAGCACCAGAAAGAAAAAAGCAGAAGCUCUAGGGGAACGCACCUUGAAAAGCCCAUCAAAAGGCAAACCUAGAGGCAGCAGAGGUGGAGACUGGCUGCCAAGUAGUUCACCCAAAAAGCUAGAAGAAAGAGGCCCUGGAGAGGACAGAGGUAUUCAGUCAUGUAGCAGUUCUGAAGACGAAGCAGAUCCUCCAACUGAACCUCAGGCCAAGGAAGAGCCAGGGGGGCAUCCCAAAACUAAGGGCUCCCUGUCAAAGAAGUACAACGGGAUCAAAGAGAAGAAUAAGGGUGGACGUUCAGGAUACUGGGAGAUCCCUGAGAAAAGAGCCAAAAUGUCAGCAGGGAUAGAGGAGAGGACGCCCAGUUGUCGUACCAAAGGCCAGAAGGAUGUCUGGUCCAGUAUCCAGGUUCAGUGGCCGAAGAAGACUCUGAAGGAGCUGUUUUCAGACUCUGACACCGAGGCUGCCAACUCACCUCAGCCUGCAGCGACCGCUCCAGACGAGCCAUGCACUGAACCAGCACAAGACAAUGAGAUAGCUGAGGAACAGCAGGAGAAGAUUCAGGAACAUCCCAGCAGCGGAACCAACUCGGUCCUCAAUACGCCGCCUACUACACCCGAGUCACCCACCAUGGGCGAGGGACCCGCAGAGGUUCUAGCAGAGAUUCCACCGCCCUCACCACCAUCUGAAUUACCCGCCAGUCCUCAAAUUGUUUCCUUACCAUCAGAACCUCUGGUUGAGGAGAGGGUAGGGGGUCGCAGCGAGUCCGAUAGCAGCACAGUGGAGGUCGAGAGUUUGGGUGGAGAAAUCCAGGAGAUGCCUCAAGAAGAGGGGGCAGGUUCCCCCUCCAAGGCCUUUGAUGGCAACUUGUUCUGCAACAGUAACAGCAACUGUAGCCUAACUCUCAGCAACAGCAGUCAGCAAGAGAGCGAGCAGAAAGGCAAAGCGUCAUCCAGUCAGAAGCGGCACAAAGAGUCUCAAGGGGGCGGAGCUUCAAAGAAACACAAGCGCAGUCAUAAAAGCCUGAGCUUACAUCCCAAAAAGAACCGCAAACCAGCUCACAGCAGUGACAGUGAAGACCAGUCUAUCAGCGAGAGCACUGCCAAAUCUCCAACAUCUAAGAGCAACAGCGACCUGAAGUCAGCCAUCUCACACAAGUGCUCUGGACGAAUGCCCCCUUCAGGCCACAAAUAUGAGCAUUCCCACAGCAGAGAGCAGCACGGGAGGACCAAGAGAAGUUUUCAGAUGUCUGACCUGGAAAAGAUGAGCAGUCUGGAGCGGAUAGCAUUCCUUCAGGAGAAACUGCAGGACAUCCGGAAUCACUACCUCUCGCUCAAAUCUGAGGUGGCCUCCAUUGACAGGAGACGAAAGCGCAUGAAGAAGAAAGAGAGAGAGAGUGCGACAGCAGCAUCGUCGUCAUCCUCUUCACCGUCCUCAUCCUCGCUGACAGCUGCUGUCAUGCUAACACUGGCCGACCCGACGGUUUCAGGCGCUUCGCAAAACUCUGGGGUUUCCGUGGAGUGCAGGUGACACGAUUCGAACGCCAUCCAGCAGCACAAGAGCACUUAACCAGCACCCGACCCGGCUCAGGCCGGUUUCGGCCCGUCCCUGCACUAUCGGACCGAAAGACGGACACAGACGGGCCGCAAAAAUGACCGAAACAAUAGCCACCAGAUGACAGCAACAAGCACUAUUUUAUAUCGACAACUGUUUCCUUGGCAAGCUAAUUGCACUCAAGUGCACUUUUUUUCCUGGAUGGGGUGGGUCGGGUUUGACAGUAAGACUCUAUUUUGAUUUUUACAAUCAAACAACCCCUUUAUGGUAUGAUCAUUAAAUAUGUCCAUAAUGAUGACAUAUUCUAUCCUGUCAUUUGAAUAUUAAUUCAGCGAACUACAGUGAUUGAACACUGUAUUACAUAUUCAACUUUUAAUGCAAGAAGACUUCACCCCUCCACCACAGUCGGCGUCCCCCUCAUUGGUCCAAAAGUAGUUUGAGCAGGACAGUUGUUUAUAAAUGAUGAAAUUCACUGACAGCCAUUUAACAGGUGAAAGUCAAUAGAUGCUGCAGUGCCUUAAAGUUCAGCUCUUUGGGGCACUCGUGUGGAAUGCUGGGAAAAGUCAUUGCGGGAUAACGGAUAAGUGGAGGGGUCGAUGUAUGUUUCAUAAACUAAUUUAAUUCAUUAAAAUUAAGGGUAUUGCACAUAGAGUGAAUCUCACAAAACCUCUCAAGAUCAAAUUUCACUGAAAAUCAAAAGAAAGAAAUUCAGAAAGUGCUUAAAGCCUUUUUAGGACUAUUAAGAUUUUUUGCAUUGCGAUAUUAUUUUCAUGAAGGCCAAGCAUACCUAGUUUUCUGCGCGCUGGUACGUCCCGCGAACAGUACACAUGAUGCAAAUUGCAUCACUGGCAUAGUAUGCGCGGACUACACCAAUGACGCAAUUUGCAUCAUGUGUACUGUGCGCGGGACGUAGUUGCUUAUACAGCCAAACGCGUCCGUAUGGACUCACGGUCAAAAAAGUAUACUUUGAAAGGCUGAGUGCGACGAAACGGCACGCUAACAAAUUAAGUAUACCCUAUUCUUGACAUUUAAACAUUUCUUAAAUGUAAAAAUUCUUAUUUUUAUUACUGUAAUGUAAAAAUAAUAACGUGUAGUAAUGAUAAUCCUGGUACUAUUGUAGUCUUUAUUUUAAGACGGUUUAAAUAAUAAUUAAAAAUAUAUAUUAUACUUUUAUUCUGUAAUUCUGUUUAAAAGAUACUGUAUUGGGUCAUUCUCACAAAACCUGUCAAGAAAAUGUUCUGGUCAUAUUUAAGCCCAAAUGAAAUAAAUAAAUAAAUAAAUAAAGCCUAUAUUUACAUUUCUUUUUUUUUUUUUUUUUUUGCAUCGUGACAUUAUUUUCAGAAUAUUGAAGCACAUUUUACUCCACAAUUAUCAUAACUAAUGCGUCCGGAUGUUUUACUUUGACUCUUCCCAUUGUUUUCAGUGAUGAUUCUCAUUACCGUAACCGUACUGUAUUACAAUAAAAAUGAAAAAGCUGUUUUUUUAAUUAAAAUCAGUUCAAAUGAUAGGCAGUACCAAGAGAGCACUACUAUGAUGUAUAAAUAUUUUAUUUAAAUAAUCUAACUUUUUUUUAUUUUACAUUGCGGUAAUGGGAACUGGGAGGUAAAAUGUGCAUAACUGUAAUGAAAAUAAUGCCACAAUGUAACAACAAAAUCGGAAUUGUUUCUUUGGAUUUUGACAGGUUUUGUGGGAGUCACUCUGUUACAAUAAUAGAAUAAUGGGAAAUUUACUGUCAUGAAAAUCAUGUGCGAAAAAUCUGAAUGGUUGUAAAAAUAAGCUUACAUUUCUUUAUAAAGAAUAUAUAUGGGAUGAAAUGUGACCUGGACAUGUUUUCACGAAAUUCACCCCACAUUGUCGGUUCAAACAACGCCUUAUGAACGUUAAAUCCAAGAUUUGUUCAAUGUCCUUUUUAAUAAUUUACGUAAGCCUUAUGAGAGAUAUAUUAUCGCCCUUCCUCUUGAUUGUUACCUGCUUGAUCCCACUACAUUCUGGAAAUGUAUUUGUCUUUUUGAUGAAAGACUGAAGGAGGCAUGAAUGAGUGAAUGAGUCAGGCCAAGGGCUAUUGAGCGAAUGUUUGCGUUCAGUAUCUUUGGAUUCGAAAUGUAUUAUGAUUGUUGACAAUUUAAGAAUUGAUGAGUUUUUCUGGCAGCCAGGAUUCUAAAUGUAUUUUACUACUGAAAUAUAUCCAGACCCUGUGGGUGGGGUUUUAAUAAUUAAAGGAAAAGUUCACCUUAAAAGUGAAAAACUCCAAACCCUUUUGCAGUUGUUGUUGUUGUUGUCGUUUUUUUCCGUGGAACACAAUUUUACAUCUUUGAAGAAUUGACACAACUUUUAUGGUGUCACUAGAGCUGCGUGAAGGCUCUUCUGUUCUACAGAAAAAAAUAACAUAUGCAUACCGGUUUGGAAAGACAUGAGGGUGAGUAAAUGAUGACAGAAUUGUUAUUUUGGGGUGAACUAUCUCUUUAAAGUGGCAGUAUUGAGAAGUGCAAUGUCAAUACACAGCAGAUUCAUCUGUUAUCAUGUGCAAUGACGGAAACGGAUCUGUUCUGUAUGUAGCCUUUGUGUGUCUCUGUCUUCCUUCUUUCCAUUUCUCCCUCGUCCUUCUUUUGCCAUGCCAUAAAUGUAGGAUGUCAACUAAAUAAAGCACUUCUAUGCCACUGUGGGAAGUCCAUUGUGCGACGGUUUAUACAUGUAGUAAUGGGCGGUUUGUGAAGUAUUAAAAGAAACUAGGGCAAUCUUGCCACAGAUUGUUGUAAAAAACCAAGAAAAGCUAAGAAAACCAAGGAACAUCAUUCUGUAUUUUAUCACUAUGAUUUUCCAUCUGUAAUCAUCACAAUGUCGGUACAUCUGCGGUGCUCUGUUUCCUUUGAAAAUGUCAACGCUCUCAUUUCUUAACCUUCAUGGUUUCGUUCCGCGCUCUCUGACCAGGGGAAAGGGUCACGAUGACGAAAUUGUGCAUUUAUGAUGAAACGUUCAAUGUACCUGUACAAUGCUGAAGACAUACCCAGAGUUUCCUUUGUAUAGACGCCCUUCUGUAUCAUAACCUGAAGGUGUGUACCGUUCGACACUUGUAUGCCUUUGUUAUACAUUUGUAUAUUGAGAAGUGUGUUUUGAGUCAAGCUAUUUAAUAUCUUGCACUGUUAAUACCAUGUAUGUUUCUGUACAGUUUUACCGUUUUAACUGUAGUGUCUGUGUACAUUUUUGAAGGCAAAAGCAUGUCCAUUUUCUUAUAUGUUCUUUUUGUGUGUUGUUCUAGCAUACUGUAGUAGGAUUAGUUUUGAUUCAGUUUUUCAUACUUCUUUGUUUCUUCCUCGUCUUUGUGUAUUUCCGUUAAACUGUGCUCGUACUAGGCUUUAUUAUAUAUAUAUAUAUAUAUAUAUAUAUAUAUAUAUAUAUAUAUAUAUAUAUAAAAUGUGGAAUUUUCCAAUCUGUACAUGGACUGUAAAGUUUUAUGGAUCUUUACAAAAAUGUUCUGAUACGUUUGUAAACGAAAGAGAGAGAGAGAAAGAGUGACAAAGCUUAACGGAAAGUUCUAUCAUAUUUAUUAGGCUCAUCAGAUGAUGGACAGUGUGUAAUUUAUUGUACAAAUGUAAGCAGAAAAACCUUUGAAAUAAAUGCCAUAGUUUGUGACCUCUAAUGUCCAGUUUGGUGCAUAUCAGAGAUGACUGACGCAAAUAUGAUUUACAAUGCUAUGCAAAACACAGAGGUGUGCAGAGGGAUGUAUUUUGUUGUCUUUGUGUGGGUAGGAUUUCUGAAAAUAUCCCUAGAAGAAUAGCGAAACACAAAACCCACUUGAGGGGAUGUCAUCAGAAUAAAUAAAGGAACUAAAUAAUGUCUAAAUGCAUAUCGAAAGUGCCUAAAGGUCGGGGCCUGGGUAGCUCAGCGAGUACUGACGCUGACUAGCACCCCUGGAGUCACGAGUUCGAAUCCAGGGCGUGCUGAGUGACUCCAGCCAGGUCUCCUAAGCAACCAAAUUGGCCCGUUUGCUAGGGAGGGUAGAGUCACAAGUGUAACCUUCUCGUGGUUGCGAUUAAUGGUUCUCCCUCUCAAUGGGGCGUGUGGUAAGUUGUGCGUGGAUCGCGGAGAGUAGCUGUGAGUCUCCGGCAUCAUGCACAACAAGUCACGUGAUAAGAUGCGCGGAUUGACGGUCUCAGAAGCGGAGGCAACUGAGACUUGUCCUCCGCCACCCAGAUUGAGAUGAGUAAACGCACCACCACGAGGACCUACUAAGUAGUGGGAAUUGGGCAUUCCAAAUUGGGAUAAAAGGGGAUAACAAUUUUAUUUUUAUUUUUUUAAGUGCUUAAAGGUCACUUUUAGGAUUCUGGUUAAUCUGUAGUGAUUAUAAUCAACCCUAUAACGCUGUGUGUAUCAGAUAUGAUCUACAACGUUUGACGGCUCCUGUUUCACUCUCUGUUCAAGCUGACGAACCAUAACCUAUGGUAUGCACGUUUUACAUGUUUAUGGCACCAUCUAGUGGUUAUUUGUGAAAAAAGUGGUUUCAUUGUUCAUAUUGAUCUAUUUAAAAUGGUGUCAGACUAGCGCGAAAUGUGACUCUUAUGUUAGGAUAAAUGACAGCAUAUUUUAAUAAAGUAAAAGAGACAGUAAUGAUUAUAUUGUUACGGAUGUUUUAAAAUGAGUAUUUGCUGAAUAUAUGCAACUUGUGCUUGGUUAAAAUUUUGUAUAUUAUUUUAUUGGGAAAACUCCCUUUGAAAUCAGUGUAUCAAAUAUGAUACAACAGGCUUUUGAGGUUUAUCUCUCAAUCACCAUUACAUUACAUUCAUGCCCACCACAACAAAAAAAUCACAGAGCUUUGAAAAUUCUGACAUAUACAUGUUAUAAGAGAUAUUUAAAGUGUGAACUAAUAUUUCUGUGUAUUUUCAUAUAUGCAGCCUGCUCUGUCAUUAUAAAGAUCUCAUUAUUUUACAUUACAAACUAUUAUGAUGUCAUCUUAUCAUAAGUUCCUGAGACCCAGCGAAAAAAGUUUUACAAUUUCCCUUUUUUAAAUGUCAACAUAGUGUUUGGUGCAUAAAAUACAUAUGAUAAACUAAUGCACUUAAUAUCAAUCCUACAGAGAAUCAUCUAUUUAAAUCUACUAAACUGCUAGACAACCCGACAUAAUAUACAGCACUGAUCAGGUAAAGAGGAGACAACACCAUGCAUCAACAUCAAUUAUAAGGCUUUUUAAAAUUCGCAUCAUCACCCUUACUGAAAUGUAUCGUGUUUAUUCUGUAGAAAAACAGUGACAGAAAAGUAAUAGUUUUAUAUUGAAUCUAUUAGGAGCAGGGGUGUAAAGUAAUUGAGUAAAAAUACUUAAGUAUUAUACUUGAGUAUUUUUGGGGGGGAUUUGUACUUUACUCGAGUGCAAUUUCAACAGAAUACUUGUACUUUUACUUAAUUACAUUUCCAAAGAAAAAAAUAGUACUUUUUACUCCUUAUAAUUUUACUUAAACUUGAAAAGUACUCAUUACAUUUUUGCCGCCUUUUCACUGCAUCCGACAAACGACAGACCAGAGGUCAGUAAUUUCAAAUAAAGUGUCACACGGCUGCUAUGUGGAGUUCCGAACAUCUGCAAAGUUGGAAUUUCGUGUUGUUGUUUUUAGGCAACUAUUAAUUAUAAUAACUAUAAAACCAGCAAUGAUAAUGAUAAUAAAACUAAUGGAAUCUGAGUAAAUAUUAAUUAAUUUAUUUAAUAAUUUAAUAUUAAUAUUAAAUUAAUUUUACUGAAUUCUUCCAUCUGCUCAACAGCAAGGUUUGGUAGCAAACCUCAGAAAAUAGUUCACAAAACCACCAAUUCAAACUUAAUUCAAAGCUUCAUUUGAAUGUUUUUAAUCUUUCUCUACAUCUCAAGGGGCUGGGUGCUCUGACAUCGCAAUUCGUGAGUGGCUUCUCCCAUGCAACGAACAUUGCGUGACCGUGGUAAUGUUUUUGCAAAAUAACAUUAUGUGGUUCAUUACACAUCUCAGGGCAGUUCUGACGUGAAAUGUCCACUGUGUGGCGCUAAAAGCGAGUUAAAUGUUCCGAACAGAUGAGGUUUUUCAGGUUAAUGUUCUAUCGAGAUACCAAAAAUAACAAAACCUACCUCCCUACCCUAAACCUUAAACCUAAACCUAACCGAUAGUGUCAUUAAAAGCAAAUGUGUCAUGAAAAACACCAUUUCUGAAGCAACCACGUCAUUUUGACUUGUGGACUCACGUGCUCUUCAGGACUCGUACCCCGGUCCUUUUAUUUCAUAUGCAACACUCUAUCAGUUGAGCUACCGCUCAAUUUGAUCACACUUAAACUAGCUUGUAAAUGUAGUUGAUUAUGUAAUGCAAAUGUUAAAAUGAGUCAUGCGCUAUAGUAAAAGUGUUAAUAUGUCAUAAGAUAGCAUUGUGUGAGGAACGGAGUGAAAAGUAAGUGUUUAUGAACUGAUAAUCUGCCGUUUUACACGAGAUUUGAGUGAAAGGGGAUACAAGUCGUUGUUUUAGUGCCUCUAGUGUUCAUUUCACCAGGAAAUUGUCAUGUUAUGUACAACAGGCCAUGUAAAAAUUAUUUUGUUAUCGUAACAUGAUUCUGACCAUAAUGCGAAUGUCACUGUGGGAGAAAUAUGACAGUCGUCGGAGACAGUAAAAAGGCGACUUUAACAACAUCCUGUCUCGCACAAGCUCCUCUCUUGAUUUAAUUCUAGCAAGGAGAAAUUUUAAGUACUUUUUAAUAUUUAAGUACAAUUGAAUGUGAAUACUUUUUUACUUUCAAGUAUGUUUUUGGCUAGAUACGUGGACUUUUAAUUUAGUCAAAUUUUCACUCAGUAUCCAUACUUUCACUUAAGUAUAAUUUCUGAGUACUUUUUGCACCCCUGAUUAGGAGGAAUCUGUAUAACUUCCUUUUUGUAUUAUUACCAUCAGUGGGUGUGGCUCUCCUGAUUGGCUCCUGGAGGUUGGCACACCAGUAUAAAAGCGUGCCUGGUGGAGCUGGAGGGGGAGACUGGAGAUAUUUCCAUGUGGUCUCCAUGUUGAGCUAAACUUUCUCCUGGCCCAGACAUCAUCAUGUUGGAACUACACAAACUUGGUGUUGUUGUAUGGUUGAAAUAUUGACUCCAAACCUGUAACUGUUCAUUCAUGUAUGUAUUGAUACUUAAUAAACGUUCCUGUGAAGCAGAGUUUAUUUGUUGUUUAGCUCUCCUGUUGUAUUGCCAUUCUCGCCAACUAAUUGGUUUAUGCUUCGUUCUGGAGGAAGCUGUAGGGAGUUGGGCACCAUUUUCUUUGUGUGCCUUUUUCUCCGGUUUUUAUGUUAGAGAUUGAGCUUGUUGUACCCUGUGUCUUUUUGUAGUUUUAUAUUCUCUUUCCAAGUUUUGUUUUGUUUAUGACACAGGUAGAAGCUUCUUUUGUUUAUUGUUUUGGCCUGGCCCUCUCUUGAGCAAAUUUUGCUUCUGUUUUUCUUUUGUAUUUCUAUAUCUAACUGUGAGCUGUACUUUAAUAAAUCUUUGUUACUCCUUCAAACUUGUGUGGUCUGGAAAGUGUUGGGAUGGAAGACAAGAGCUCAGACAAGUAAAUUUAUUUAUUUAUUUACAUUUUUUAGUUGUUUGUUACUCCUCGUCUACCCUAGGCAGGGGAUGCCGUAACACCUCAGUGAAUUUUGGACAAAUUAUAGACAAAGUUCUAACAAACUGGCCCUGUUUAUCUUAAUUUUUACUAGAAGCACGGUCCCAGAUCAGUAAAGUGGCCCACUCAUACUGUA
Messenger RNA from Myxocyprinus asiaticus (Chinese sucker), 11841 nucleotides. RefSeq names its product AT-rich interactive domain-containing protein 4B-like. The record is from RefSeq and is a predicted model, not a curated record. Gene Ontology annotation, molecular function: transcription cis-regulatory region binding. Gene Ontology annotation, biological process: regulation of transcription by RNA polymerase II. The transcript has 24 exons. Bases 238 to 4101 code for a protein of 1287 amino acids. Gene Ontology annotation, cellular component: nucleus. NCBI's taxonomy places the organism in Eukaryota, Metazoa, Chordata, Actinopteri, Cypriniformes, Catostomidae.